Molecule: messenger RNA, 441 nt
Organism: Penicillium soppii
Lineage: Eukaryota; Fungi; Ascomycota; Eurotiomycetes; Eurotiales; Aspergillaceae
Exons: 1
Coding region: 1-441 (146 amino acids)
Source: RefSeq, a predicted model, not a curated record
AUGCAGAUCAAAGCUCUUCUGUUCCUCUCGGCCUUUGCGCCUGUCGCAUUCGGUGCUGUCGCAGCUGAAGCUGCCACCACCCCAGCCAGCACCAAGACCCUAACUCUUGUGCCCUCCGGCUACACUCCUCCCCCUUCGUCAACCCCGACACCCACCUCGACACCCACGCCGACCUCCACCUCCACUGUGACUCCCACCUCCACCUCAACUCCCUCAUCUACCUGGACUCCCAAGUCCACCAGCACUCCUCUCUCCAGUGCAACUCUGUCAAAGGUCGCCAGCACCUCGACUCCUCUCAUCAAGGCCACUAGCGUCAUUGUCGCUACUGAGACCGCCGAGACCGGCACAGCCACUUCCACUCCUACUACCGGUGCUGCCGCUCACCAACUCCCUGGUGCCAUGGCUGGUGUCUUCGCCAUUGCGGGUCUCCUUUUGAUCUAA